This is a messenger RNA of Didymella exigua CBS 183.55, 1162 nucleotides long. RefSeq names its product pyrimidine 5-nucleotidase. The record is from RefSeq and is a predicted model, not a curated record. The coding region runs from base 233 to 928 and encodes 231 amino acids. Gene Ontology annotation, molecular function: nucleotidase activity. Gene Ontology annotation, biological process: pyrimidine nucleobase metabolic process; nucleotide catabolic process. Lineage: Eukaryota; Fungi; Ascomycota; Dothideomycetes; Pleosporales; Didymellaceae. The transcript is spliced from 5 exons.
CUUUCACUACUUUGUGCCAUACCAAAGCUUGGCUCACAUCGAAUUGCACGUUGUGCAAACCGGGUUGUCAAGCGCCAGGUCCUGGACCAGUCGUUAUACGCAGACCACUCCACAAUACUCCACGUUCUAGCCCGAGUCCGCCACCGCAUAGAGCUUCAAAAGGGCGCAGCUUUAUUCUACAAAGUCGAAGCCAUCUCUAUUAAGCCAAGCACCACAGAAGCAUCUCAGCACCAUGGCAGACCAAGAUGAGAAGCCAGUAUUCUUCUUUGAUAUUGACAAUUGCCUUUACCCCAAGAGCCUCAAGAUCCAUGACAUGAUGGCCGAACUCAUUGACAAGUACUUUCAGACUCACCUCGAGCUAUCGCAGCAAGAGGCGAACGAGCUUCACUACAAGUACUAUCGCGAUUAUGGUCUUGCCAUUGAGGGUCUUGUUCGACACCACAAGAUCAAUGCUCUGGACUAUAACGAACAGGUUGACGAUGCACUGCCCCUGGACGACGUAAUCAAGCCAGACGCAGAACUGCGCAAGCUCAUUGAAGACAUCGAUACGAGCAAGGUCCGGCUAUGGCUCCUCACCAAUGCCUACGUCACGCACGGAAAGCGUGUUGUUCGACUGCUGAAGAUCGACGACCUCUUUGAAGGCAUGACGUACUGCGACUACAGCUCUGAAAGAUUCGUCUGCAAGCCGCAAGCAGAGAUGUUCGACAAGGCCAUGGUGCAGGCCGGCGUGACCAAGAACGAGAAUUGUUAUUUCGUUGAUGAUUCGUACAUAAAUUGCAAGGCCGCGGAUGCACGAGGGUGGAAAGUCGCCCACUAUCUAGACCCGGGCAUGGACGCACCACCCCAACAAGCCGCGAAGCACCAAAUCAGAAGUCUGCAGGAGCUGAGGAAGACAUUCCCGGAGGUGUUCAAGAGCGCACAAGCUUAGAUGCUGCUCAGGACGAGGUGACGAAGAUUCAACGUUUAGAUCACAGACUUGAUUAGACGACUUGUAGAGCUCCCCAAGAGCCAUCUCAGCGUUCAAGAAUUGAAGUAGAUGCAAAAGAUCUUAACGUGUAGAACUAGCGCGUGGCGCGUAGCUCUUAUCGAUGGAGCUACUUGCCGUUUCGAUGAUGACAACGCAUCUGCCUAACAACUGCCUAAGAUCUACCAAAUAACGCAC